This is a messenger RNA of Sclerotinia borealis F-4128, 2226 nucleotides long. NCBI's taxonomy places the organism in Eukaryota, Fungi, Ascomycota, Leotiomycetes, Helotiales, Sclerotiniaceae. The record is from the annotation of a GenBank genome assembly.
AUGACGUCUCAAGGAGAAUCAGCAACCACGAUUUUAUGUUCGUGUAAACAAACAAGAUUUCAUAUUGAGAAUCCGCUUGAUAUUGAAGGCUUAAACAUCACUGUUACAUCUUUGGGGAAAUCUGGUGUAAAACCAAAAGGUAAAUCUCGAGCAGAUGGACUUGAGAUUUUAUCAAAUGCAAGUUUAAAACUUAAGGCUGGAAUAUUUUAUGCAUUGAUUGGGAGAAAUGGGACGGGAAAAUCCACGUUGUUGAAAGCCAUUGCAGAGAAAUUGAUUCCGGGCAUUCCUCUACAGACCAGGAUUUCUAUCUUGCAACAAACAGAUGCGGAUUCGAAAGAUGCCGACCAAAACAAGGGGGUUGGAGAGAAUGUUGAGUCCGUUGAAAAGAUGAAAAGCAAGCUGUCGGUGUUGGAAGGAGUUAUUGACAAGGCCACAUCAAGAAGUUCAGUUCAACAUGAAAUUGAUGUACUGUCGGAAGCUGUGGAUAGCCAAGGAGAUUUAUUGACGCCUAUACGGGCUUUCCGGCAAGUACAGCACGAAAGACUGAAGAAGGAGAUUUUUGAGAAGGACAAAGAUGCUAGACUCAGGAGUGGAACUCGUGGUAUGGCGGCACGAAAAGCAUUGAUUGCCUUUGAGAAGACGGUUGCAGAUUCCGAGGAACUUAUCAAUCAAAAAGAUGAAGAUAUAGACGAAACCACAAUCAAAGAAGAAACAGACCUAGCAGCGGAGCUUCUUGCAGAGCUACAACUACAGCUAGAGCCUACCAGACUUGCAGAUAUCGAGAUAAAGGCACGAAGUAUUCUCGCCGGUCUGGGAUUUCCCAAAGUAUAUUUGGAUAGACCAGUCAAUACUCUAUCCGGAGGAUGGAGAAUACGCACAAAUCUAGCAUCGGUACUCUUUCAACCAAGCGAUAUUCUAAUUCUCGAUGAACCCACUAACUUUCUCGAUCUUCUCGGCAUAAUCUGGCUACAGAAGUACCUCGAGAACCUCAAAUACUCCGCACCCAAUCCGCCAACCAUCAUAAUCGUCUCCCACGAUCGCGAUUUCAUCACCGCCACAUCCCAAGAACUCGUAAUCCUCCGCUCUCAAACACUCACCUACUUCCGCGGUUCCCUCUCUACAUAUGAAUCUUCGAUUCGCGAAAGAACUCUCUACCUACUCCGCAUGCACGAUGCCCAAGAAAGACAAAAGUCCCACAUGCAACAGACCAUCCAACAAAACAUUAAACAAGGAAAAGCAGCCGGCGAUGAAAAUAAACUCCGCCAAGCCAAAUCCCGCCAGAAGAAGUUAGAUAACAGAAUGGGCAUGGAAGUUAGUGCCAAAGGAACAAGGUUCAAACUAAACCGCGACCUAAGCGGUUACCAUUUGAAAGCUAGAGAAGAUAUUGAGAUUCCGCCUGAGGAUAAAGGUAUCUCGAUGAUGUUUCCACCAACUCCUGAUUUGCGGUUUCCGGGCCCAUUAACCUCGCUGGAAAAUGUCUCGUUUCGAUAUCCUGCUACUUUGAAAGCUACUUCAGCCCCGUUUGUUUUGGAGAAUGUCAAUAUAACGAUUCAUAUGGGUGAUCGAAUUGGAAUUUUGGGCUUAAACGGAAGUGGGAAAUCCACGCUUCUUUCGUUACUUACGGGGACUGCGAAACCUACCAAGGGAGCUGUGACGAGACAUCCAAGACUGAAGUUAGCGUAUUACUCUCAACAUUCAGUCGAGGAUCUUCAAACUCUCUCGCAUACCUCACCAGAACUUACAGCCCUCUCACUCAUGACUUCAGAUGUGGAUGGUUUGCUCAAUGAACAAGAAAUCCGCGGGAUUCUAGGUCGAUUGGGCUUGCAAGGUCGAAUCGCAUCAGAUGUCCCGAUCAAUAAACUCUCUGGUGGACAGCUUGUAAGAUUAGCAUUAGCGAGGCUGGUAUGGAAGGAACCGCAGUUAUUGGUGCUAGACGAAGUUACGACACAUUUGGAUUUUUGGACCGUAAGGGCCUUGGGAGAGGCGGUGAGGGGGUGGAAUGGAGGAGUUGUGGUGGUGAGUCAUGAUAGGUGGUUGGUGAGGAAGGUAGUUGAGGGGUGGAAAGAUGGCGAUGAGGAGGAGGAGGGAAAUGAGGAUGAGGAGGAAGAGGAGCAGAGGAGGAGAUUGGUUUAUGUGGUUAAGGGGGGCGGGAUGAAGGUACUUGAGGGUGGUGUGGGGGAGUUUGAGAAGAGUCUGGAAAAGAGAGUUGAGAAAUUGAUGAAGUGA